GGAUUUUAGAAGUUUGGUUUAUUUUGAAAGUAACUGGAAUCAGUGUAACCGGAAGCUGUCUGAUCCGCUGCUGCCGAGCAGAGACUGACGCAAAGCCGAGACCGUCGCCAGGAGCGGGCUCCAGAGCCGCCGGAGCCGCCUCGCACCGCGGACUGCAUUGUUUAACCCGUCAAACGGAGGCGGACAGAUCGGUGCCGGUGAUCCGGUUCUGCCGCCUGAAUGUGAGGGAUACAACCUGCACCGGCGACCGGAGCCUGUUCAUGUGUUUGGAUACACCGACCAGGAAUCGACAGCCGACGGGAUCGAUGUAAUUUUUGGCAGAACAGCAAACCGCUUUAAAAUGGCAACCGCCGACCUCUCCCGGCGACCGUAGACCCAGAGUCAGCAGACAGACCCGGUCCACUGUCCAGGUCUCUGCUGUGUCUCUGUGGGAGUCUGGGAAAAGAUCAACCCGGAGACUCGCUGCUGUCAGUCACACUGAGGAUGAAGAGGCCGUGGGACACUUCCUGUCUCUGACUGGUGCUGAUAUCAGAGGUGAAAGACGUCAGGUGUCCCCCGCGCUGCUGUCAAAGCUCAGUGAAUCCUGGAGUCAGAGUGUUUGUCUGAACAGCGUUGGACACGGCUCAGCUUCGUCUGUGCUGAGGAGGCAUCAUGUCGGCGGCUCAGACCCAGAAGGAGAGCAGCGAGGCGGGCUGGGGCUGUCUGGAGGCUCUGGGUCUCAGUCAGAAGGAGCUGGUUCUGGCCGAAGCCCUGCAGAUGGAGUAUGACGCCCUCUCCAGACUCAAACAGGACAAAAGCGGCACAGGAACCGGCCAGACCGGAUCUAGAGCUCCCGGUCAGAUCCGCUCCAAGACCCCGAAUCCCUCCAUCGAACGUCCCCGACCCACCCCCUGCCAGCCCGGUCCUGCCCCUGAGGGAGGAAGCCUGCUGAGGGGCCUCUCCGGGUCCGAUUCCUCCCUGAACCUGCCUGGAGGGUCCCAGUCUUCACAUUCCAUCCCAGCCAGGGCGCUCCCCCCUCAGGGUGGCUAUGUCAAAGAGUCCCUGUACAUCCUGGACAGUCCAGAGGUCAGCAAGUUCAGAGACUAUUCCGGUCCCAGCCACGGGGACUCUCUUGGAUCUGGAUCAGGGUUUCUUCCCAAAAGCUUCCCCUCUUUCCCAGAUGACGUCCCCCCUGCCGUCCCACCGAGACACCCUGUCCCUCCGCUGUCAGGCUCAGAGAACCCCUUCCUGCCCCCUCGAGGGUCCACCGUGCCCCGAGAUGUGAACCUGUUCACGCCCGAUGUGGAUCAGCCCAAAGUGAUCUCAGGAGAGCUGAACUACGACAACAUCAACGACUCACUGUCCAGACUCAACCGGAGUCAGCAGGGGCCUCGAGGCCGGAGGGCCAACGGGGACCAAUCAGGGAAGCCUGUGGCUCGCAGUAAGACCCUCCCCCCUCAGGUGCCGCCCAGGACCUACGUACCUGUCCCGAAGAGCAACAAGAACCAGCGGCGGGUGUCUGCAGACCCGGUGUCUCUGCGCUCCAGGAUGAAUGGGUUUGGAUACGAGCUGUUCCAGGUGUCGGAGGAGAGAGACGAGGAGGUGGCGGCUUUCUGUCACAUGCUGGACGUUUUACGCUCGGCGUACCCGUGCAGCGACCGGUCGAAGAACGCUGGCUUCGUUUGGUCGCCUUCCGUCGGCCAUGAGGAGCUUCAUCAGGGUCUGGGUGUCAGUGUGAAGGUCACCGUCAUCAGCGAACACUUCCGAGAACCGCUCACCUUUACCUGUGAUGGUUCGUCCACGGUGGAUCUGCUGAUCUAUCAGACUCUGUGCUACGCUCAGGACGACCUGGAUCACCUGGAUGUGGACGAUUACCUGCUGAAGGUCUGCGGACACAACGAGUUCUUCAACAACUCUCAGACUCUUGCUGGUCUUGAGUUUGUUCAACAGUGUCUGAAGUUUGACUGGGACGUCCGGCUGUUUCUCACCAAGAGAUCAGCCAUCAACACAGAGCUGGCCCGCAUGAAAGAAGACGAUGAGACGGCGUCUACCAUGAACCACAGCAUCCUGCUGCAGGAGCGACCAAUCAAACAGACCGUCACCAGGGAGGCUCUGACUCUGCUGUUGGACACCUUCCAUAAUGAAGCUGAGUCCUUCCUUCUGUCAGAGGUGGAGCUACCUCUGCACGUUGAGCGUCUCGUCCAAUCAGUGAAGGCGCUCUGCAGCUCGUUAGCUGCCAUGGAAACUCCUGAUGUGACCGCUGCCCUCAGCCAGCUCCCAGCAUGCCCCUGUCGCCUGCAGCCCAAAGUCCUGAAGGAUGCUUCAGUGCUGGCUGUCAGAGAGAACAGAGAGAAAGUGGUAGAGAAGUUGACGGCAGCCAUCUUGGAUCUGGUGGAGCUGUACUGCAGCACUUUUAACGCCAACUUCCACACGACACCGCAGAGUCACUGCUGCACGGCGCCGGUCCAGGAGGCUGGCCUCGUCACCAAUGUGCUGUCCUUCAACGUGUACGCCGCCCACAGGAUCCCCAUCACCUGGGCCGCCAGUUACGAGGGCUUCUUCCUGUCCUGCUCUCUGACUCAUGGAGGGGUGGAGCUCUGCGCGCCGCAGCACACCAGCAAACAGUCGGUCAGCAAAUACCUGUUCCACCUGGUGGUGUGGGAUCAGAGGGUGUGUUUCCCCGUGCAGAUCAACCAGCUGCCCAGAGAGUCUCAGCUGACGGUCAUUCUGUUUGCCAGCUCUCUGCCGCCCCCCGGAGGCGCUGACGACAAGGGGAAGCAGCGUCGCAGCAUCGAGGCUCUGGGCUGGGUCACCAUGCCGCUCUUCAACUUCAGACACGUCCUCACAUGUGGCAGGAAAUUACUGGGACUGUGGCCUUCGACCCCGGGGAGGAGUGGGAACGCCCGGACGAGUUCACCCAAUUUCAGCCAACCAGACAGUGUGAUACUGCAGGUGGACUUCCCCACCUCCUCAUUCGAGGUUCGCUUCAGUACUCCUCCUCCAGCAGACUUCUGUCCUCAGUACGACUUCUCCAGACUGGACACCAUCAGUCAGAUCCAGCUACAGGACGUCCUGCACAAGAAGGCCUUCUUCUGGUUGACGGCAGAGGACAAGCGGCUGCUGUGGGAGAAGAAGGCUUUCUGUCAGUCUGAGAGUGCCGCUCUGCCUCUGGUUCUGGCCAGCGCCCCCUGUUGGGAGUGGGCCUGUCUGCCUGACAUCUACGCCCUGCUGAGACAGUGGGCCUGCCUGGGUCACCUGGACGCCCUGGGACUCCUCCACGCCUCGUUCCCGGACCAGGAGCUGAGGAGGACGGCCGUCCAGUGGAUGGAUUCCAUCUCAGACCCAGAGCUGCUGGACUUCCUGCCUCAGCUGGUCCAGGCUCUGAAGUACGAGUGUUACCUGGACAGCUCUCUGGUUCGAUUCCUCCUACGGAGAGCCAUCGGGGACAUUCGCAUCGCUCACUACCUCUUCUGGCUGCUGAAGGACAACCUGCAGGACAGUCAGUUCAGCGCUCGGUAUCAGCACCUUCUGGCUGCUCUGCUCUGCUGCGUCGGACGAGGUCUCCGGGACGAAUUUGACCGUCAGUGCUGGCUCGUCUCCAUCCUCACCAAGGUGGCUCAGAAAGUGCGAGACGCUGCACCGUCCAGCAGACAGUCUGUCCUCAGAGAAGGUCUGGAGGAGAUGAAGCAGUUCUUCUCCAUGAACAGCAGCUGUAGACUUCCUCUGAACCCGGCGCUGCUCGUCACCGGAAUCAACAUCCAGUCCUGUUCCUUCUUCAACUCCAACGCUGUCCCUCUCAAACUGUCCUUCCAAAACUUUGACCCCCUGGGAGACAACGUCAACGUCAUCUUCAAGUCAGGAGACGACCUGCGGCAGGACAUGCUGACUCUGCAGAUGAUCCGCAUCAUGAACAAGAUCUGGAUCCAGGAGGGUUUGGACAUGAGGAUGGUCAUCUUCAAAUGCUUCUCCACUGGCAGAGGACGAGGUGAGGUCACUCCAGGUAUGGUGGAGAUGAUUCCUCAAGCUGACACACUGAGGAAGAUCCAGGUGGAACAUGGAGUCACUGGAUCGUUCAAAGACCGAACGCUGGCCGACUGGCUGCUGAAACACAACCCCACUGACGAGCAGUACGACAAGGCGGUGGAGAACUUCAUCUACUCGUGCGCCGGCUGCUGCGUGGCGACUUACAUCCUGGGAAUCUGUGACCGCCACAACGACAACAUCAUGCUGAAGACCAGCGGCCACAUGUUCCACAUCGACUUCGGAAAGUUCCUGGGACACGCACAGAUGUUCGGAAACAUCAAACGGGACCGAGCCCCCUUCGUCUUCACCUCCGACAUGGCGUACGUCAUCAACGGAGGAGACAAACCGUCCAGUCGCUUCCACGACUUCGUGGAUCUGUGCUGCGAGGCCUACAAUCUGAUCAGGAAACACACACACCUGUUCCUCAACCUGCUGGGCCUGAUGUUGUCCUGUGGGAUUCCUGAACUCUCUGAUCUGGAGGAUCUGAAGUACGUCUAUGAUGCUCUGAGACCUCACGAGUCUGAGGCUGAUGCCACCAUGUACUUCACCAGGUUGAUCGAGUCCAGUCUGGGCAGCGUCGCCACCAAACUCAACUUCUUCAUCCACAAUCUGGCUCAGAUGAAGUUCGCCUCGACGGAGGACCGUCCCACGCUGUCGUUCGCUCCCAGAGUUCACACGGCGAAGAGCGACGGCCUCAUCAGGAGCCUGUACAUCUGCAGACACAUCCGCACCGCCAAGGCCUACGCCUUUGUGGUGAAGGUGGAGCGUGAAGGUCAGCAGGAAGUUCAGCUGGUUCAGAGGACGUUUGAAGAGUUUCAUGAACUUCACAGUAAACUGAGACUCAUCUUCCCCUCAUCCAGACUGCCCAGUUUCCCGAGCCGUUUUGUGAUUGGUCGGUCCCGAGGUGAGGCGAUGGCCGACAGGAGGAAGGACGAGCUGAACGGUUAUGUCUGGCACCUGAUCCACGCCGGCCUAGAGGUGGCCCAGUGUGACCUGGUCUACACUUUUUUCCACCCACUCCCCAGAGACGAAAGGCCGGGGACAACAACCAGCAAACCAGCAGAGAUCUCGUGGUCUCCAGCUUCAGGGACAGAGCUCGGUGAAGUCAAACUGUCCAUCUCCUACAAGAAGGACAAACUCUUCAUCAUGGUCAUGCACAUACGAGGCCUGCAGCCCCUGCAGGAUGGGACAGACCCCGACCCAUACGUGAAGCUCUACCUCCUCCCGGACCCUCAGAAGACCAGCAAGAGGAAGACCAAGGCUGCGCGACGCACCUGUAACCCCACCUACAACGAGAUGCUGGUGUAUGAGCGGAUCCCUCAGGGGGACCUGGACCAGAGGGUGAUCCACCUGCGGGUUCUGGGUGAGGGGGCAUUCUGGGAGAACACCCUGCUGGCAGAGACCUUCAUCCCCCUGAAGAAGCUGGUCCCAGGUCAGCACUGGGUGGACUGGCACCAGCUGGGUGCCGCCGGCUCUGACUCCGCCCACUGACAGACAGGAAACCGACUGUUUUAAAGGAAGAGAAGAAGAGAAGCGGUUCCUCUCACAAGGAGGACAGAAGAAAAAGGGAAAAUCCUUUCAAAGUAAAAGCUGUGCUGCUGGUCCUCCCUCCGUGUGUGAGGGAGUUUAAGGUGAAAGGUCACUUACUGAGGAUGACGCAGUAAAACCGGGACGUUUAUUUGUAAUUUAUUGAUUUAAAAAAGAAUAAUUUAAAGCAUUUUUCAGCAGAGUUUGGUGAACGAGGCAGAUUUACUGUCUGACACGAUCACGUGAACUUCAUCAUUUCAGAUCCUGCUCCUGUGACGACAGGACUAAAGUUAGUGAGUUACAAUAACCAACUAGUUUUUCUAAAAUUAACCCAAACACGUGAACUUUAAUCAGAACAGGGAGUGUUAGCUUCACCGCGCUCCGACAGCACGCAGCCACUGACGUGUCUGGGAGCUGAGCCUGGGACCUGCUGCUCAGGGCUUUUAGCCCAUACGCUCGUCCCUUAAAGACAAGUGAAGGAAUAACAUCUCGACUUGAUGAAGACCUCUGUGGACUCAGACAGAGAGGACAGAAGCUGGUCUCCACAUCGUCUGUCCUGCUGGUUCUGAUGCGGCUCAGACUGGAGUCUGGAUUCUGACUGCUGAAUGUUUUAAAUAGCUGCUCAGACGUGAAUGAAGAUCGUCAGACUGUGCAGUCAGCACGCACAGAGGCAUGCUGGGAAAUGCACACUGAUUGUAGAUGAAGGUGGAGAAGACGCUUAUCUGCAGGGACCAUGAAGAAGACUUUACACAGUUUUACUGUAAAUGAAGAGACUUUUUUUUCUUUUUUUUAGUGUCUGUUUUCAUCUUCCUGCAGGAAGGUAGAUGGAAAACAAGUGUGCACAUCUUCCAGGAUGUUUCCAGGCCUGGAAAGCUGCAUGAAGGAAUUCCAGUGACGUUUUCUGCAGGUUUCUGUGUCCGGAGAAUAAAGUUAGUCAGUCACCUUAAGUCUCGGUUGUAAUUUCAGCACAAAGUAAGAGAGUGUUUGUUCAGGUUCAGAUUCAGGUCGUCUGACCGGAGGAUAGUUUUUGGAGCGUGGAUGUGGAUUUUGAUUCUGGAGCUUGUGAAAGUCUGAGAGUAAAUCCUGAUGCUGGGAUUUCUCCCUCAUUUCAGUCUCUGCCUGUGAUUUUCUGUGUUUGUGGGAAAGUUUUGUGAGUCUGUUUGUGAUGAUGGGCGCUGCAGUGAGUGUGAGGAGGAGCUGGAGCAGCAGCUGGAGCAGCAGCUGGAGGAGGAGCUGGAGGAACAGCUGGAGGAGGAGCUGGAGGAGCAGCUGGAGCAGCAGCUGGAGGAGCAGCUGGAGGAGGAGCUGGAGCAGCAGCUGGAGGACUGUCUGCAGGUUGUGUCUGCAGGUUGUGUCUGAGCUGUGGAUGAGACAGACUGAGGUGAUCUGCUCUGUUCACGUCUCUGGAACCAGGAAGUUAAGACCUGAGUCAAACCUGAGACAUUUUAAAUGAAGUUGUCUUGACCUUUGACCCUAACGCUCCUUGUCAUUGUCCAUUAGCUGCAGCUGAGGCUGUAACCACGAGGUUUGAUCAGAAGCACAAGUACAGUGAUUGUGUCUUACACUCAGCGCUGUACCUGAACACACCCUGACACAGAGGGACACUCAGCGUGUCCUGCGGUGAGUCCCGUGGGUGAAACGUGACUGAGCGCGACUCGUUAAACUCUCGCAGUCGUUGUAUGAUCACGUGUUUUUGGCAUGUGGUAACGUGCUGCUCAUUGUGCGGCUCCUGGUGCAGACACUGCGUUACAGCUAACAUCUGUACAGCUGCUACGGUGGCUGUUUGGGCCCAAACCAUUUUGGACUAAUUAAGUACUUCAGUAAAAAGACACACCGAUAUAUUUACUAAUAUUAUUAGUAAAGUGAUUUUUAAUACUCAAAAGGACGCAGUCAAAUGAAGACCACAGCCAGACUCCUAACUAACCCAGCCCAGGUCUUUCAAAGUCUGGUUAAACUCUCGUUUUUUAAAUGGAGUUUGGUAGAAAGCUGAAGUGAUGAGACUGAGCUGCAGCUGAGGGGCUGAAAUGGCCUGAAGGCAGAGUGGCGUGCAGUGAAGUCGGUGAGUUUGAGAAUGUAAGUUCAGAAUGAACUGGAUCUUUAUUUGUCCUGAAGUGAGUGAAAGUGUGAGCCAGCGUUCAGACUCUGAUGCCAGUGUAGAGACAAACUCUCAUUAAUGUGGAACCUUUUGGAACGUUUUGUAUUGUUUGCACUAAAAAUAAACUUGAAUUGAACAAA
Messenger RNA from Toxotes jaculatrix (banded archerfish), 7764 nucleotides. RefSeq names its product phosphatidylinositol-4-phosphate 3-kinase, catalytic subunit type 2 beta (gene pik3c2b). The record is from RefSeq and is a predicted model, not a curated record. Gene Ontology annotation, molecular function: phosphatidylinositol binding; 1-phosphatidylinositol-3-kinase activity; 1-phosphatidylinositol-4-phosphate 3-kinase activity. NCBI's taxonomy places the organism in Eukaryota, Metazoa, Chordata, Actinopteri, Toxotidae. Gene Ontology annotation, biological process: phosphatidylinositol-3-phosphate biosynthetic process; phosphatidylinositol-mediated signaling; cell migration. The transcript has 34 exons. Bases 652 to 5493 code for a protein of 1613 amino acids. Gene Ontology annotation, cellular component: cytoplasm; phosphatidylinositol 3-kinase complex; plasma membrane.